AUGUCUGACAACGGCGAGAUCGAGGUCGAGAACUCCGCCCUCUACGAGGUGCUUCCCAAGGAUGUUGUCAAGGAGGUUGGCAACGUCAAGCUCUUCAACAAGUGGGACUACGAUGUUGAGGUCCGCGACAUCUCCCUGACUGACUACAUUUCCCUGCGAAACCCCGUCUACGUCACCCACACCGCUGGCCGAUAUGCCACCAAGCGAUUCCGCAAGGCCAACUGCCCUAUCAUUGAGCGAUUGACCAACUCUCUGAUGCACCACGGCCGCAACAACGGAAAGAAGCUCAUGGCUGUCCGAAUUGUCGCCCACGCCUUCGAGAUCAUCCACCUUAUGACCGACCAGAACCCCAUCCAGGUCGCUGUCGACGCCAUCGUCAACUGCGGUCCCCGCGAAGACUCUACCCGAAUUGGUUCCGCCGGUACCGUCCGACGACAAGCCGUUGAUGUCUCUCCUCUCCGCCGAGUCAACCAGGCUAUCUCUCUCCUCACCACUGGUGCCCGCGAGGCCUCUUUCCGCAAUGUCAAGUCCAUUGCUGAGUGCCUUGCUGAGGAGCUUAUCAACGCUGCCAAGGGUUCCAGCAACUCUUACGCUAUCAAGAAGAAGGAUGAGUUGGAGCGUGUGGCCAAGAGCAACCGAUAA
This is a messenger RNA of Fusarium pseudograminearum CS3096, 642 nucleotides long. RefSeq lists its product as uncharacterized. The record is from RefSeq and is a predicted model, not a curated record. Gene Ontology annotation, biological process: ribosomal small subunit assembly; translation. Gene Ontology annotation, molecular function: structural constituent of ribosome; rRNA binding; mRNA binding. The coding region runs from base 1 to 642 and encodes 213 amino acids. Gene Ontology annotation, cellular component: ribosome; cytosolic small ribosomal subunit. Lineage: Eukaryota; Fungi; Ascomycota; Sordariomycetes; Hypocreales; Nectriaceae. The transcript has 3 exons.